Molecule: messenger RNA, 198 nt
Organism: Heterobilharzia americana
Lineage: Eukaryota; Metazoa; Platyhelminthes; Trematoda; Strigeidida; Schistosomatidae
Source: the annotation of a GenBank genome assembly
AUGAAACGUGUUAACGUGGGUAAACCUCCGAAAGUGUUUGAAAAUGAAACACAUACAAUCACAGAAGACGGAUGGGAUGUCAUCACAGAAAUGAAAACAGAAGAGAUAAUUGUACCACAUAGUUAUAAGGUUACUAAAGGUACUCCUAAAGGUAAUUCUAUUCUCUCAUUUUGCAUUUCACCUAUCUCAUCACCAUGA